Molecule: messenger RNA, 2505 nt
Organism: Plasmopara halstedii
Lineage: Eukaryota; Oomycota; Peronosporomycetes; Peronosporales; Peronosporaceae
Product: Vacuolar protein sorting-associated protein 13A N-terminal domain
Exons: 6
Coding region: 1-2505 (834 amino acids)
Source: RefSeq, a predicted model, not a curated record
AUGAUCUUUGACGUGCUGCAACAAGUGUUGAACGAGCUCUUUCUGGAUGUACAAGAGAGCAAUUUUUCUCUUUACGCCGGUGAUCUCUUUGAAUCCAGCUACUUUAAGCUCACCGACGUCUUUCUCAAGCCUUCCUUUGUGAACCUUCUACAGCUGCCAUUUGAGUUGUCUGCUGGGUACGUUGGUAACAUUACAGUCGAGGGUCUCGUGGGAGCUGUGGCGGGAUGGCCAUUGGAUAUCAGCAUUAGCGACCUUUGUCUUGUACUGAAACCCAAUCACGUAAAGUGGGGGAAUGAGCAGCUCCUUCGCUAUGCCAAGGAGCUGCUGGUUGCACUCUUCCAAUGUUUUGGAGCACCUGCAGCUGUUCAGAACGAUAACACAUCCUUCAUCUCACCUGUGAAGUGGAUCUGGAGUCGAAUACAACCGGUUAAGGCAAAAACAAAUAUCCAGCUAGAGCGUGUUCAUCUUCGUGUGGAGAGUCAACGCAGCGAUAACAUGAUAACUUACGGGAUUUUUGUUCCAUUAAUUAGCUUUGCCCCGCGUGAAGUGGAGGAGCAAAUCUUACAACGACGUCAGCAACCAGGUGUGACAUAUGCUAAAGCUUCCGAUAUGGUCUCGUCCAAACUACUCUCAAUUGAGAACAUGUCAUCAUAUACUGACCUCGACGCCAGCCCAUACUGGAUUAGACCAGUUGAAACUCAAACCACAUCAACUCCAGCAAAGUCGUACCUUAAGAAUGCCAAAGUCAGGCCCGAUUCCUCAUUGCGUCAAUACACCUUUGAAGAUGCCCUGGAACAUUUCAGAACACGAGCACUUAUGCCGUUUAUUCGCGCUGAACAUCGUGAGAUUGUAUUCGCACGCGUAAUUUGGAUAAAACUCGACUUUGAAAGAGCCCAGCCAAUCCCAAUGAUGAAACGAGGCUCAACGAAGCUUAUAUUGAUCGCAUUGGACAUUGCUACGGAAGCGAUCGCGAUAAAUAUUGAUUUCGAUCAAAUAGCUGUGAUACGAGAAGAAAUCGAUAAUGUAGUCGCUUACUUUCAACGUAUACGCACCUGGCACUGGCGUCCAUCCUGCAUCGAUAGAUUGCAUCAUACGCCACCAAAGGUUAAAGUGUCGGCCAGCGCUCUUUUUCCGUUGUCAUUAAGUGAAGAGGAACAUUCUAUUAUAUGUCACGAAAAGCAGGUCAAGUCUAGGCUAUGGUUUCGCAGCAUGUGGAGAUAUGCUUUUAGGUGUAUUAUUGACCAACAGCAAAGAGUAGAGCACCAACUUGGGGAUGAAAAGAGGAACUCUAGAAUUUGGUGGCGGGUUGACAAUCUCAAGGACAAGAAGCUUCAAGAAUUUCGUCGCCAGCGCUAUAUUCACUUGUACGCACGCUAUCUAAGUCCUGAUGCCAUGGAGAUUGCAUUAUACGGUCGACGAAAAGCGCUUUUUGGAUUGGGAUUACCGCUGGAUCAACCGAAUGAAAUUCCUUCUCCACCGUCUCCGCGACGCCGGCCCUUGCCACGGUUUGACGCGCUUAGCCACGAUGAAUUAUGGGAAUUUUCAGAUUUCAUUGCAAGCAUGUCUGUUUCCGAGCAACGAAUAUGUCGAGCCCUUGCAGAGCAGCAACUUCGAAAAGAUUAUACAACUGCCCCUCCCUCUCCAUCGCGAAAAAUUUCGUCCACGAUGGAAAUUUCAGUUUUUCAUGGUGAUCUUACGUCAGAUCACUCUGUGCAGCAUAGCCGACGUUAUUCCGUCGAUAGUAUUAAGGUUGGUGUAACAAAUCAACUAAGUCUCACACCGGAGGAGACUGGAUAUCGUCACAAGCGAGGAAUGACCAUUGCGUUAACAGGUGAUGAGUAUUCCACAUUUCGCGCGUUUCCCACAGAGUCUCAGCUUCAAUCUAGUCCAACAAGCAACCAGCCAAGUCGCGAGAUUGCUUCUACGUUGCGUUCAUUUCAAAAGAAGCUGCAACCGGUAAUUUGUCAAAUUACGCCGCGCCUUGAAAAUGAGUUUUUUCCUGCUUGGGUUUUUGAUCCGACUAAGGUUAUCCCUCUUUUCAACUGGCACAUAGGUCCUGUAACGGUUCGACUCAACGUACAUGCAGGUGACUUGGAAUUUGGUGUCAUUAUUGACAUAGGCGGCUGUGGUGGUGCGGUGCUUCUUAGUAAAAUACCUUUUCUAAGUAGUUUGAUGGAAGUGCGUAUUGGAUUACUUCACGUCACAUUAACAAGACAAGCACGGUUUUCAAGGGAUAAAACCAGCAUCGACUUGGACCCCAUAGAGUCCAGAUGGAUCUCGAGCAACUACAUUCGUACCCCGGAAGACGGAUUCUUGUACUUUGGGGUGAGGUACUCUGCGAAAGAUGUAGAGAGUGGACAUUCGGAUGAAGACGUUUGUCUAAAGGGAAGAUUGUGCAUCGGCCCCAUCACAAUUGAUUGCAGCGAUGCUGCAAAGAGCGCAGGAGUGGGUCAGGCGAUUUUUCACGAACUUCAGAUGUCAUGUACGAUGUUGUUUGCCUUUUGA